GCGUCUCAUCACCGUGCUCGCGUCCCUCUCUGGGUUGGGCUUGGGGCUCCCCAUCCUUCCCAACCAAAAGAAACUGAGAGAAAGCAAAAAAGGAAAAAUAAAAAAAAUUCAUCUAAAUUCAGCUCAGAGAUAGAUAGAUAGAGGGAGGGUCUCCAUUUGAAUCUCUAGAUUGCAGUACUUUGCAGCUCUGGUUCGAUCUCUCGGAGUCGCUACUCGCUAAUGCGAUGCGCUUCUGAUUGUUUCAUGUCUCACCAUAACAAGCGCCCGAACUGCAACGCCAGCAACAGUAGCAGCAGCAGCGGAGGCUCUUUCUCGAGCAUGAAGAAGGCUAAGUCUCAAGCUGUGGCUUGCUCUCUGGAGAAGAAUGGCCUCCAGCAGCAGCAGCAGCAACAGCAGAACCAUGCCCAGCACCAUCUUUUUGACGACGACGAUUCUUCUAUGAUUGUCGACGAUGAUAUCAAGGUCGACGCCGUUGAUGCAACUCCAAUAGCUCUAGGCGUUGGCUCUAGCGGAACCCCUCACGGGGUUGCUGCCAAUUUGUCGAGAAAGAAAGCAACGCCCCCUCAACCAGCCAAGAAGCUCGUUAUCAAGUUGGUUAAAGCUAAACCGAAGCUGCCAACAAAUUUUGAGGAGGAUACCUGGGCAACAUUGAAGUCAGCCAUUAGUGCCAUAUUUCUGAAGCAGCCAGACUCUUGUGACUCUGAGAAGCUUUAUCAGGCUGUUUGUGAUCUUUGCCUCCACAAGAUGGGAGGAAAUCUUUAUCAACGAAUUGAGAAGGAAUGUGAAUCACACAUUUCGGCUGCACUACAAUCUUUGGUUGGCCAGAGCCCAGAUUUGGUGGUUUUCUUGGCUCUUGUAGAGAAAUGCUGGCAGGAUCUUUGUGACCAAAUGUUGAUGAUUCGUGGUAUAGCUUUAUAUCUUGACAGAACAUAUGUAAAACAAACCCCAAAUGUGCGUUCAUUGUGGGAUAUGGGGUUGCAACUGUUUCGCAAACAUCUCUCUUUGUCUUCAGAAGUUGAGCACAAAACAGUCACGGGCCUUCUGAGGUUGAUUGAAAAGGAAAGAUUAGGUGAAGCAAUUGAUAGGACGCUCCUCAAUCAUCUUUUGAAGAUGUUUACUGCUCUAGGAAUUUACUCAGAAAGCUUUGAGAAGCCAUUUCUUGAGUGCACAUCUGAAUUUUAUGCUGCUGAGGGUGUGAAGUACAUGCAGCAGUCAGAUGUUCCAGAUUAUCUGAAGCACGUGGAGCUGAGGUUGCAUGAGGAGCAUGAAAGAUGCUUACUCUAUUUGGAUGCAUGUACGAGGAAGCCACUGGAAGCUACUGCAGAAAGACAACUUCUUGAGCGCCAUACCUCCACAAUUCUUGAUAAGGGAUUUACAUUAUUGAUGGAUGGGAACCGUAUUGAGGAUCUUCGGAGGAUGUAUACACUAUUUUCAAGGGUUUCUGCUCUUGAAUCUCUAAGGCAGGCUCUUAGCUCUUACAUCCGGGGUACUGGGCAGGGCAUUAUUAUGGAUGAGGAGAAGGACAGAGAUUUGGUGCCUUCUCUUUUGGAGUUUAAGGCUUCUCUUGAUACAAUAUGGGAAGAAAGCUUCUUCAGGAAUGAAUCCUUUUGUAACACCAUAAAGGAUUCAUUUGAACAUCUAAUUAAUCUUCGUCAGAACCGACCUGCUGAGCUGAUUGCAAAGUUUCUGGAUGAAAAACUUCGUGCUGGUAACAAAGGAACAUCUGAAGAGGAGUUGGAGGGCACACUUGAUAAAGUUUUGGUUUUAUUCCGGUUUAUACAAGGUAAAGAUGUAUUUGAAGCAUUUUAUAAGAAGGAUCUUGCGAAAAGGUUACUGCUGGGAAAGAGUGCCUCUAUUGAUGCAGAGAAGUCAAUGAUAUCCAAGCUGAAGACAGAAUGUGGUAGCCAGUUCACAAAUAAACUUGAAGGGAUGUUCAAGGAUAUUGAAUUAUCAAAAGAGAUAAAUGAGUCAUUCAAGCAGUCAUCCCAAGCUAGGACAAAACUCCCUUCGGGUAUUGAAAUGAGUGUCCAUGUCUUAACAACUGGGUACUGGCCAACAUAUCCACCGAUGGAUGUACGGCUUCCACAUGAACUGAAUGUAUACCAGGACAUUUUCAAGGAGUUCUACUUGAGCAAAUACAGUGGAAGGCGCUUGAUGUGGCAAAAUUCUUUAGGUCAUUGUGUAUUGAAAGCUGAAUUCCCAAAAGGCAAAAAGGAGCUGGCAGUUUCACUAUUUCAGACUGUUGUCUUGAUGCUAUUCAAUGAUGCCCAAAAGCUUAGCUUUCAAGACAUAAAGGAUUCAACAGGUAUCGAGGAUAAAGAGCUAAGGAGGACUCUGCAAUCACUUGCAUGUGGAAAAGUUCGUGUGCUUCAAAAGUUCCCCAAAGGGAGAGACGUGGAGGAUGAUGAUUCAUUUUUGUUCAAUGAAGAAUUUAGUGCUCCUCUGUAUCGUAUAAAGGUAAAUGCCAUCCAGAUGAAAGAGACAGUGGAGGAGAACACAAGCACUACUGAAAGAGUUUUCCAGGACCGUCAAUAUCAGGUUGAUGCAGCUAUUGUUCGAAUAAUGAAGACAAGGAAAGUGCUAAGCCAUACACUUUUGAUAACUGAACUCUUCCAGCAGCUCAAAUUUCCAAUAAAGCCAGCAGAUUUGAAGAAAAGGAUUGAAAGCCUUAUUGACAGGGAGUACCUGGAGCGGGACAAGAACAAUCCCCAGAUAUACAAUUACCUGGCGUGAUUUCAUCAUGCUGUCAGUCGGGUUUGCUCUUUUCCUUGUAAAUGGUGCAGGGGGGGAAUUGCUGUCCACACUGGGAGGCAAGAUAUUCAUGGGUUCAUCCAUCUUCAGAUUUAUGUACAGGAACAAGUAGUUUUAGUUUCAUUUUCUUUAAACACUGUAAAGUAUUUCUCUCUGUUCGCCACAAUUUUUCUAGUUGUGGAUUCAACCACCUUAAAGGUGAAGAAAGGAUGAUUCCUCGUCUAUAGUAGUAUAUUUAUUUUAGUGAAGAACAGUUCGCCUUUUACUGGUUU
Messenger RNA from Nelumbo nucifera (sacred lotus), 3023 nucleotides. Its product is annotated as cullin-4-like. Gene Ontology annotation, molecular function: ubiquitin protein ligase binding. Gene Ontology annotation, cellular component: cullin-RING ubiquitin ligase complex. The record is from RefSeq and is a predicted model, not a curated record. NCBI's taxonomy places the organism in Eukaryota, Viridiplantae, Streptophyta, Magnoliopsida, Proteales, Nelumbonaceae. Gene Ontology annotation, biological process: ubiquitin-dependent protein catabolic process.